This is a messenger RNA of Cetraspora pellucida, 1044 nucleotides long. The record is from the annotation of a GenBank genome assembly. NCBI's taxonomy places the organism in Eukaryota, Fungi, Glomeromycota, Glomeromycetes, Diversisporales, Gigasporaceae.
AUGAAUUCUCAUAGUGCUCAAAUCCUUCCCAAUAAAGUCACUCUUGACAAUAAGUUUGAACCUCAUAUUUCAGUAGAAGACAAACUUUCUAAACUUAAAAAAACAAAACCACCCGCAAUUUCCUUCAAUUAUGACGAUGCAGCAAGCUCUAAAAACACAGUUUUCGUGGAUACUAACUGUAAUAACGGCUUUGCGGCUGCUAUUUUGCAUGCCUAUAACUAUAAUAAACAUUUAUGUUUAAGCCCUGAUGAAAUCUGGCUCACUAUUGUUCAAGGCGUUAGUCAUCAUAUUAAUUAUAAUUUAGAGAAGUUCCGUCACAGAUGUAUUAAAAAUGAAGAGAAAAAUGGGAUUAGUGCUUUUGUUGGUGAUAUAUUAGAUAUAGAUACUCUUGAAGAUGAUUGGCAAAUUGUAAAUAAACUUGUUAUGAUAACUGAUGAGCAUGUGGAAGAAAUUGAAUCUAAAGAAUUAUUAGAAUGUGAUUUUUCAACAAUUUCAAGUAAUUUAACAACAAGCCGUACUGUAUCAUUGGAUACAUCUAAGGCAUACUUCAGUUAUAAAUUCACAGACUGUUGUGUAAUUCCAAAAGUUACACUUGAGGGAACUCUUGAAGAUUGGGAUAAGCUUCAAGAAAGAGUAAUUCAAUUAAAAAAGUUAAAUUUAGAACUUGAUUUUUGGUUAGAUCGCCUUGAACCUGUGGUUUUGAAAUUAGUAGCAGCAUAUAGUGGUGAAGUUGACGAAGAAUUUUGGGGUAGAAUUAUAAAUAUAAAUGAAGUAUUCGGUUCUGAAGGAGGUACUUAUAUUUCAGGUUGGAUGUUAGCUUUUUUCCCUUAUGACCGCGCAGGAAAUCAGUUUCCCUACACCGAUGUAGAAAUUUUUGAUAUUCCAGAUGACAUGACUGAGUUUCCUUUUAUUGCUGAUACCGAUUUAUUUUUGAGAUGUGUAGCUGGAAAUUCUGAUAAUGAAUCGGUUGUUUCUCUUUUAGUUGGAUGGUUUAUGAAAUUUGUAUCACAUAUCGGUGAAUUUGCGGAAUUGGGUCUAAAUUAG